This is a messenger RNA of Parnassius apollo (apollo), 2649 nucleotides long. The record is from the annotation of a GenBank genome assembly. NCBI's taxonomy places the organism in Eukaryota, Metazoa, Arthropoda, Insecta, Lepidoptera, Papilionidae.
AUGCAACUUAAGCUUGAUCUCGAAAAAGGUGACACAAAAAAGAAGAUUGAAGCAUUAAAAAAGACAAUCGGUAUAAUUCUUGCUGGUGAGAAGAUUCCAGGACUUCUUAUGAUAAUUAUCAGAUUUGUAUUGCCCUUGCAAGACCACACUAUCAAGAAGCUUUUGCUUAUUUUUUGGGAGAUUGUCCCUAAGACUUCACCUGAUGGCAAACUUUUGCAGGAAAUGAUUCUUGUCUGUGAUGCCUAUAGAAAGGACUUGCAACAUCCCAAUGAGUUCAUUCGUGGCUCGACAUUACGAUUUUUGUGCAAGCUCAAAGAGCCUGAGCUUUUGGAGCCUCUAAUGCCAGCAAUUAGGGCCUGCUUGGAACACCGCCACUCUUAUGUACGAAGAAAUGCAGUGCUGGCAAUAUUUACCAUCUACAGGAACUUUGAAUUCCUCAUCCCUGAUGCACCUGAACUAGUAGCAAACUUCCUUGAGACUGAGCAGGACAUGUCCUGCAAGAGAAAUGCAUUCCUGAUGCUGCUGCAUGCUGACCAGGAGCGAGCACUCUCAUACCUGUCGUCUAGGUUGGACAACGUACAAAGCUUUGGUGACAUACUGCAACUCGUAAUUGUGGAACUGAUUUAUAAGGUGUGCCACGCGAACCCGGCGGAGCGGCCGCGGUUCAUCCGCACGGUGUACGGGCUGCUGAACGCGGGCAGCGCCGCCGUGCGCUAUGAGGCGGCCGGCACGCUCGUCACGCUCUCCAACGCGCCCGCUGCCAUCAAGGCGGCGGCUGCUUGCUACAUCGACUUGAUCGUGAAAGAGAGCGAUAACAACGUGAAGCUGAUUGUGGUGGGGCGGCUGAGUGCACUGCGUGCGGAGGGCGGUGAGGCGGCCACGAGAGCGCUGUCCGACCUUGCCAUGGAUGUGCUGCGCGUGCUGGCCGCCUCCGACCUGGACGUGCGGCGCCACACGCUGCAGCUGGCGUUGGAACUAGUGAGUUCGCGGCACGCGGAGGAGCUGGUGGGCGUUCUGCGCAAGGAAGCGGCGCGCACGAACAACGCGGAGCAUGAGGACGCAACCGCGUACCGCCAGCUGCUCGUCCGCGCCAUGCACCGCGCCGCGCUCAAGUUCCCGGAGGUGGCCGGCAGCGUGUGGCCGGCGUUGCUGGAGCUGGUGGGUGAGGGCAACGAGGCGGCGGCGCACGAUGUGAUGCGCUUCCUGCGCGCCGCGCUGCUCGCCUUCCCGGACCUCGCCGAUCCGCUCUACCGGAAACUUUUGGAAGCAGUGGUCAAUAUUCGUGUGGGCAAAAUCGCGCGUUCCGCGCUAUGGUUGAUUGCGGAAUUUGCUGAAACUGAAGAAAGAGCUCAAGCCGCCCUGGAAAUGCUGACCUCCGUCAUCCCUACGCCCAAUUCCGAUGAAGAAAACAAGGAGGAAGAGGCACCGGCGGCACAGAAGCAGGAGGUGCCGGCUCGGCAGCUGGUCACAAGUGACGGGACUUACGCCUCGCAGUCCGCUUUCAACUUACCCGCGUCGGGUGGGAUGGGCGCGAGCGCGAGCGGGGGGGCGCUGCGCGCGGCGCUGUGCACGGGUGACAGCUUCACGGCGGCGUGCGGCGUGUCGGCGCUGGCCAAGCUGGCGCUGCGCCUGCCGCGUGCCGCCGCCGCGCGCGCGCUGCACCGCGCCGCCGCGCUGCUGCUGCACCACGCGCACCACGCGCGCGCUACAGGUUGGUAUCCUGCAGGCGGAGCGGCCACAGAUUCACGGCGGCGUGGCGGCGCUGGCCAAGCUGGCGUUGCUCGCUGUAACGCGCCGCCGCGCUGCUGCUGCACCACGCGCACCACGCGCGCGCUACAGGUUGGUAUCCUGCAGGCGGAGCGGCCACAGAUUCACGGCGGCGUGUCGGCGCUGGCCAAGCUGGCGUUGCUCGCUGCAACGCGCCGCCGCGCUGCUGCUGCACCACGCGCACCACGCGCGCGCUACAGGUCGGUAUCCUGCAGGCGGAGCGGCCACAGAUUCACGGCGGCGUGUCGGCGCUGGCCAAGCUGGCGUUGCUUGCGCGCGCUGCAUCGCGCCGCUGCGCUGCUGCUGCACCACGCGCACCACGUGCGCUCUACUGGUCGGUAUCCUGUAAGCGGGGCGGGCACAGCUUCACGGUGGCGUGCGACGUGUCGGCGCUGGCCAAGCUGGCGCUACGCCUGCCUCGCGCUGCCGCCGCUCGCGCGCUGCACCUACGCGCGCUUUACCGGUCGGUAUCCUGCAGGUGGGGUGGGCACAACUUCACGGCGGCGUCCGGCGUAUCGACGCUGGCCAAGCUGUCUGCUAACCGAAGUUAAUUCGCCUCGAUUGACACUACACCUCGUGUGUCUGUACACCUCGGAGGACCACAAUAUAACAUUCACUGUCACGGCACCUCGUGCGUCUGUCUGCCUCAAGGAACCAACAUUACAUUCACUCACACUGCACCCCGUGCUCUCUGUCCGCCUCGAAGGACAAGCACGCUUCCUUACAACAAUUACCUGUAUUAAAUCUCGUGCAGCAUGUCGACCUCAGAGAACCGACGUUUCUUUACAACAUUUACCGACAUUGCGCCUCAUGCGGCAUAUCCGUCUCGAAAGACCAACACAUACGCUUAUAAUAUUCAGUUACUAUACAAAACACCUUUAA